AUGAAUGUUAUGACUGAAAGUGAUGGGUCGAAUGGUACUACUAAGAAAGUAGCUUAUGCUUUGGUUGGAUUUUCACUACUUCUAACACUUAGGGUUGGAAUGAAUGGAGCCAUAUUCUGUAUGAAACGGUUUAGAAUACCCGAACAUUUAUUCAGUCUCUAUGUUAGUAGAGUUCACAAUGCAAUAGAACUUGGUGGGUUUGUUGGAAAUACUUUUGGUACAAUUUACUCAGCAUCUGAAGGUUUUGGAACUCAAGAGUGUGAAAAUGUAUCAAUCGCAAAUAAUUGGUUAUUCUUCCUUAUAAAUGUAGUUCUAUUUUCUGUGUAUGUAACUGGUGGUGAAGAGGGGCAUUUAACUGAUUUUUACUGGGCUUUGGCAUUUUCAGCCUUUGUGUAUGGAAUGAAUAUUCCUUUUAGUUUUAAAUUGGGCGGUGAUGAUAUAGUUUAUUUUUUAGCCACCAUUCAAGUCUCUGGUAUAUUUACAUCAGUUUAUCAGUUUAUAUUUUUGAAGCUAUUUGGUAAUAAGAGGAGGUACGAUACUGAUUUUCUCAUUAUUGCCUGGGAGUUGUUUUUAUCAAUAAUAAUUACAGGGGCUACUGCUGCCGUUUGGACUGUUGUUUACUAUAAUGGCACUAACAAUAGUAACAAAUGCGGUGAAAAGAAUAAAGAUAAAAAUGAAGGAAAUGACCAUUCUAAUGGUGGUGGUUCUUCUAAUCAGACUAGCGAUAGUAUUAGCGGUCAUGCAAUAUCUGCAAUGGUAAUGUGUGUGUUUGCUCAGGGUGUUGUGUACGUUUUUUAUCCAGCUAUAGCUCCGGGUAUGCUAGUUGACUUUAGGAAUGUAACUAAGAUCGAUCAAGCACUUCUUAUUAUUGCUCCUAUUCCAUACAUCACUAUAGCAAUUCUUGAUGUCAACGAGGAAACAAAAAAAUACUCACCCAAAAACAAAUGGGAAGAUGAAAAGGCGUAUUGGCACGGAACUCUGAUAUUUAUUCCAGUAAUGGGUCUUUGUGGUAUUUUAUUUAUAAAGGCAUUGCACUAUCCCUAUUCAGGAGCAUCUUUAGCUAUUGUAAAUAAACCUGGUAUGGUUGGUUUCUUGACUAUUUUGUUUUAUGUAAGUCAUAUGAUACUUCUUGCUGUGGGAUAUGCUGGUGUAGGACCAAACUGGAAUUCCACAGGUUCCACUGUAAACGGCUUUCUCACCAAUUUGUCUAUGAUACUACUGAUUUUUCUGGCCGAAGGCUAUAUAAAUGAGUUCAAAAAGCAUUAUAGAGCAUAUUGGCCAACAACAGGAUUGUCAAAUAAAAGAGCAUUUGGAUUCUGGUUUGAUAAAGCACUUCAAAAUGGAUUCAAAAAUAUUAUGAUGAUAUUCACUCGUGAUCUUAGAAGGGAUCUAUUAUCAGCACUUGACUAG
This is a messenger RNA of Theileria parva strain Muguga, 1410 nucleotides long. RefSeq lists its product as uncharacterized. NCBI's taxonomy places the organism in Eukaryota, Apicomplexa, Aconoidasida, Piroplasmida, Theileriidae. The coding region runs from base 1 to 1410 and encodes 469 amino acids. The transcript has a single exon. The record is from RefSeq and is a predicted model, not a curated record.